AUGCCAGGUCCUGAAAACUUUCUUAGACGCCGAGCAUUAUGGCUUCUUGUGAGUAAAGAUGAAAGUGUGGAGGCUGCUGGGAAAAAAUUGGAGACAUCAAAACUUUCAACAACAUCAGCCAGUGCACUUCCAGAAGAGAACCCCAACACUUCAAAGUUUUUGACCAUCUCAACUCCAGAAUACAUUGUGUACACAGAUGGUGAACUUGAGCAGGUCCGUUCAUACUACUUUGAACAAAAACGUCUUGGCCCCACCACUGCUGAUAUGUCCAAAGAGCUCUUCUGCCGACUAAUAAGGAACACCAUGACAAAUAUGAUUUCAAUUGCAAGAGCUCUACAAGACUCUAGGUACCCUUCCAAACAUGAGGUUGAUACUAUGGCUAAAAGAUUAGUUGAGUAUUAUCCAAUGUUAAAAGGAACAUCUGGCGAUGAAUGGGGACAUAUUGCCAAGAAACUUAUGAAAAGACUAUCAAAUAUCAAAAUCCCUAAAACAGCUGGAACACCAUCCAGAAAACGUCGCAUGACCAGUGAGCAGUUUCUCUCGGAUGAUUUUGAAGGAUACUCAACAGGAUCAAGCCAAGCAUCCACCAUCAUUAUUGAAAGGUCUCCUGCUGCAAGCAGCACCCCUCAGCCUAAUUUGGACACCAGUGAGGAGGAUGCAGUGGGUUCUGCUGAUCAACUGGACACACCAAAGAGCCAAGCAAGACACUAUAAGGCCCUGCAAAACAUAAGACGUUUCAUCACAUCUGAAGUUCUGAAGGAGCAAGACAGAGCAGCUAAAGUUAUUGAGGCUUAUCCGUGUUUCAAGGAGUUGGAUCAUGUACUGGAUGAGAUGCAGAGGAUAAUCCAACCAAAAAACUCAAACUACAUCGCAGAGACUUUAAGCAGAUGGGAAAACUUUUUCUCAAAAGUUAAGUUCUAUGGGGUUAUGAAAAAGGCCAUGAAGCCCCCAAAGACUCUGAAUAUUGAGGACCAUGCUCUGGCAGUCUUUGCUGCGCUUCCGGACCUUUUUCCAUCAGGUGCGCCACCACCCAAAAAGUUGGGAGCCUGCAGUGAAGCCUUUUCCAUGUUCUCAAGGCAGCAGAGGACCCUGAACGUUAUCUUCAACAACGGACACUGUUCUCGCCUGUUCUGCUCAUGGGCAUGGAUAACUGCAUGA
This is a messenger RNA of Knipowitschia caucasica, 1158 nucleotides long. NCBI's taxonomy places the organism in Eukaryota, Metazoa, Chordata, Actinopteri, Gobiiformes, Gobiidae. The record is from the annotation of a GenBank genome assembly.